UUCCACAGUCUCGAGGAAGACGCCUUAGAACGUUGAGUAUAGAGCUCGAGCAGAGUGCUCAGUAACUAGAAUCAGUAAGAGUAAGGAGUAAUCUCCUAACCAGUACUGCGUUCUGAAAACUAAAGUCGUUGUUACAAGUAACCAGUUACCGCUUCGCGUUCUCGGCUUCAUUCAUUCAUUUUAACUUCUCGCGUCUAGUGUAUUUAUCAACCAACAGACUGGAUCUUGAUCAUCAUUAUCAACAUCACAGUUAUUUAUCAUCACACCAAGUUACACGUUAAAAAUAUUAAAUAUUAACACAAGUGCGUAUGAGUACAUUCAAGUGUUUACAGUGUGUAAAUGUGUAUGGUGAUAAAUACCUCCAAUAAGUGCGCUUAGUGGGAAGAACGAGUCUACCUGGGAGCGAUUAAGAAGCACAUCCCCAGAAACCCCCCCAACCAAAAUCACACGCCUUACCUCACCCCUGUCCUUGUCCUCCUCCAGUCCCUACUCCCCAGGCGCGAAAUCGCGCCAUAAAAUCCGCGAAGUGGCUAAACAAACGGGAAUCACAUCUGUCGACGGUAUGGAUAACAAGCCAGUUUUGAAUGAUGACCCCUCGGUCACCCUCACCAUCCGGCUCAUUAUGCAGGGCAAAGAAGUCGGAAGUAUCAUUGGUAAAAAGGGUGAAAUUGUCACGAGGUUCCGGGAAGAAUCUGGUGCAAAGAUAAACAUAUCAGAUGGUUCGUGUCCUGAGCGGAUAGUGACAGUAACCGGACCGACCAAUUCAAUUUUCAAAGCUUUCACCCUGAUCUGCAAGAAAUUCGAAGAAUGGUGCUCGCAGUUUCACGACGUCUCGGGUGGUGGAGCUGGAGGUGGCGGCAAUGCACCACGUACUCCAAUCACCCUACGGCUGAUCGUCCCCGCGUCCCAGUGUGGAUCGUUAAUCGGCAAAGGCGGCUCCAAGAUCAAAGAAAUAAGGGAAGUUACUGGGGCGCUCAUUCAGGUCGCGUCUGAAAUGCUUCCUAGCUCCACUGAACGUACAGUUACUAUCUCCGGUACCAGCGAGUCUAUUACUCAGUGCAUAUACCACAUUUGCUGCGUCAUGUUAGAGUCCCCUCCCAAAGGUGCCACGAUUCCUUAUCGCCCCAAACCCCAAGUCGGUGGGCCAGUGAUCCUGGCUGGUGGGCAAGCUUACACCAUCCAGGGUAAUUACGCGGUGCCCGCCCACUCGGACAUGGGUAAACUAGGUAGUAAUCCACUGGCUGGUCUAGCAGCCCUGGGAUUGGGUGGACUGGCCGCGCCAGCCAACACCGGGGGAUUGAAUCCAGCUGGUAUUAUUCACAAACUAUCAGCAUUAGCGGCAUUAGCCGGGAGUCAAUUACGUACAAAUCAUACAAAUCGGCAACAGCCUGCAGCCAACAACCAGACCCACGAGAUGACUGUACCCAAUGAACUAAUCGGGUGCAUUAUCGGCAAAGGUGGCACCAAAAUCGCCGAAAUCCGUCAGAUAUCCGGCGCUAUGAUCAGAAUCAGUAAUUGCGAGGAGCGUGAGGGUGGUGCUACUGAUCGUACUAUCACCAUUACUGGUAAUCCGGAUGCAGUUGCUCUUGCCCAGUAUCUUAUCAACAUGAGUGUCGAACUGCAGAAAGCUAACCUAGAGGCCCAAAAUACCCAAAACCCUGGCAGCGGUACCACUCCCGGGGCUAGCGGGUCCAGUGCUUCCCCUUCUAAUACUACUACCACUGCCUCUCCUUUGGCCAGCGCAAUCCCCUUGGCUCAGCUGCUAAGCAAGCCAGGAGCCCUCAACGCCCUCUCUAGCCUGACAGCCCUCGGCGGGCUCACGGAGCUGCUAGGUGGCGCUGCUGGCGCGGCGACCGCUACCUUACCAGUCCAGACCACUGGGGUCCACCGUUCCCACAAGACUUUCACUCCACGGCUCCGCAGUCCAGGUGCUCCUGGACCCACUGACUCCGGCAAAUUUAAAUCUGAAAGGACCAAGUACAAUCCUUACUGAAUUAUCUCCGUAUAAUUACAUACUUUUCAUUAUUAUUAUUAUUAUUACUUUCUUUUUUGAUAAUUUUUCACCAAGUCGAGUCCUACACAGGAAGAACAAGAUGAUACUGGAUAUCAUCUCAGAUUAUACUUAGUGAAAAAAAAUUUCAGAUAGUAGCUAAUAUAAUCCAGAUUAUAAUGAGU
This is a messenger RNA of Cotesia glomerata, 2175 nucleotides long. It is a transcript of the gene mub, whose product is annotated as poly(rC)-binding protein 3. Bases 563 to 1993 code for a protein of 476 amino acids. Gene Ontology annotation, molecular function: mRNA binding. Gene Ontology annotation, biological process: regulation of gene expression; regulation of RNA metabolic process. The record is from RefSeq and is a predicted model, not a curated record. NCBI's taxonomy places the organism in Eukaryota, Metazoa, Arthropoda, Insecta, Hymenoptera, Braconidae. The transcript has 9 exons. Gene Ontology annotation, cellular component: nucleus; cytoplasm.